This is a messenger RNA of Amphimedon queenslandica, 1229 nucleotides long. Its product is annotated as glycogenin-1-like. The transcript is spliced from 6 exons. Lineage: Eukaryota; Metazoa; Porifera; Demospongiae; Haplosclerida; Niphatidae. The record is from RefSeq and is a predicted model, not a curated record. The coding region runs from base 152 to 1111 and encodes 319 amino acids. Gene Ontology annotation, molecular function: glycosyltransferase activity.
CAUAGAUCAGAUCCAGAUGGGAUUAUAAAGCCCUUGCAAGUGCAAAAGAUAAGACUGUAGUACAAGUUGACCCAGUUACUGUCCACUCGGUACUGAGAGGACAAAGUGUUGUAAAUCAGGGAAGGAAAAUCUCGGUGAAAGUUUGACAGUGAUGGCUGAAGGUGUUACCAUGGAGGCCUAUGUAUCCUUGGCGACUAAUAAUGACUACUGCCACGGAGCCAUUGCCCUGGCCUGCUCCCUUCGAUUGACAAACACUAGUCGUAAACUCUGUUUGCUCAUUUCAGAAAAAGUUACUGUUGAUAUGAGAGAGAAGCUAGAGAAGGUAUGGGAUGAAAUGAUUGUCAUUGAAGAGAUAACGAGUGGAGACGAAGAGAAGCUAGCGCUUAUAAAAAGACCAGAACUUGGCGUUACAUUUUCUAAGCUACACAUCUGGCGUUUGGUCCAUUAUUCCAAAUGCGUCUUCCUUGAUGCCGACACUUUAGUCCUAACUAAUGUUGAUGAAUUGUUUGAAAGAGAAGAAAUGUCAGCUGCUCCAGAUAUUGGCUGGCCCGAUCUCUUUAACUCUGGAGUGUUUGUCUUUAGACCAAGUCUAGAGACAUUUGCCUCACUUUUAGAGCUUGCUGAUAAAGAAGGCAGCUAUGACGGAGGCGAUCAAGGUCUUUUAAAUUUAUACUGGAGAGAUUGGUCAAUACGUGAUGCACCUUAUAGGCUCCCUUUCACGUAUAACGUUGUAGCCAAUAUCACCUAUAGCUACCCACCAGCUUUUUUACGUCAUCGAAAGGACAUGAAGAUAAUUCAUUUCCUCGGUGCCAUUAAACCCUGGCAUCAUCGCUACAUACCGAGCGAUGGGUCCAUCAUAAUGCACCCAGGGGCAGACCAGUCCCACUAUGGAGCUGAAGAGUUCAUUAGGAAGUGGUGGGAGAUAUAUCAUAAGCAUCAUUCUCUAUUGGGCCCACAUUUAGCUGGUGAAAUCGAACAUCAUGAGCUCUCUUCUCCUUUUCAACCAUCAGAUGGUGAAAGGAAGGCUUCAUGGGAGAGACAGGCUCCGGAUUAUCACGGGGUGGAUCAGUCCGAUAGCGUUAUGGCUCACAUUAAGUCUCAGGUGGACUGAUGAUAUUCUAAUUGACAAUUUAUUAGCAAGAGUACAUUCUAGAUACUGUUAAUAGUCUUUCUUUUUUGCUUUGUGUGUAAUUUUUACAUCAUUGUCCUUUUGCUGCCGUUAUUAUUAA